This is a messenger RNA of Mercurialis annua (annual mercury), 2100 nucleotides long. Its product is annotated as T-complex protein 1 subunit gamma. The transcript is spliced from 13 exons. Lineage: Eukaryota; Viridiplantae; Streptophyta; Magnoliopsida; Malpighiales; Euphorbiaceae. Gene Ontology annotation, biological process: protein folding. Bases 163 to 1830 code for a protein of 555 amino acids. Gene Ontology annotation, cellular component: chaperonin-containing T-complex. The record is from RefSeq and is a predicted model, not a curated record. Gene Ontology annotation, molecular function: ATP-dependent protein folding chaperone; ATP binding; ATP hydrolysis activity.
UGGUUUCCAAACUAAAACCCCAGAUCCUCUCUUCUCCUUCCACUUCUACUGUCUCCUGCAAAACUACAUCACUGCUUCGUUUCACCAGAACGACGCCGUUACUGCAUAGGUCUGCCGUCUCUCGUAUAAUACAGAUUUUACAACUGAGAUAAUCAAACAAAAAUGCAGUCUCCGGUUCUUGUCCUCAAGGACUCGUUGAAACGCGAGUCUGGAGCUAAAGUACACCAUGCCAAUAUUCAAGCUUCCAAGGCAGUUGCUGAUAUUAUUCGCACAACUUUGGGUCCGCGAUCCAUGCUUAAAAUGUUACUCGAUGCUUCGGGAGGAAUUGUUGUGACUAAUGACGGGAAUGCUAUCCUUCGUGAACUAGAUAUUGCUCACCCUGCAGCUAAGUCAAUGAUUGAAUUGAGCCGCACACAAGAUGAAGAAGUGGGAGACGGGACAACAUCUGUGAUUGUUCUUGCUGGAGAGAUGCUCCAUGUUGCUGAAGCCUUUAUUGACAAAAGUUAUCAUCCUACGGUCAUUUGCAGAGCUUACGUUAAAGCUCUUGAGGAUGCCAUUGCUGUGCUUGACAAAAUUGCCAUGUCCAUUGAUGUCAAUGACCGUGCGACAUUGUUGGGUUUGGUCAAGAGCUGUAUAGGGACAAAGUUCACUAGUCAAUUUGGGGACCUAAUUGCUGAUCUAGCAAUUGAUGCCACCUCCACAGUCGGCGUUGAUCUUGGCCAAGGGUUCCGAGAAGUGGAUAUCAAGAAGUACAUCAAGGUUGAGAAGAUACCUGGCGGCCAGUUAGAAGAUUCUAAAGUUCUUAAAGGUGUUAUGUUCAACAAAGAUGUUGUUGCCCCUGGAAAAAUGAGGAGAAAGAUUGUUAAUCCGCGAAUAAUUCUUCUUGAUUGUCCACUUGAAUACAAAAAAGGUGAGAACCAAACAAAUGCUGAGUUAGUAAAAGAAGAAGACUGGGGAGUCCUACUGAAAAUGGAGGAGGAAUAUAUUCAGAACAUGUGCAUGGAGAUAUUGAAAUUUAAACCGGAUCUGGUUAUUACUGAGAAAGGACUCAGUGAUUUAGCAUGCCAUUAUCUGAGCAAGGCUGGUGUCAGUGCAAUCAGGAGGCUGAGGAAGACGGACAAUAAUAGAAUUGCCAAGGCAUGUGGGGCUGUUAUUGUGAACAGACCAGAGGAGUUACAAGAGUCUGAUGUUGGUACUGGAGCUGGGCUAUUUGAAGUUAAGAAAAUUGGGGAUGAGUUCUUUGCUUUCAUUGUUGAUUGUAAAGAUCCAAAAGCAUGCACAGUUCUCUUGAGAGGUGCCAGUAAGGAUCUCCUGAAUGAAGUGGAGAGAAAUUUGCAGGAUGCCAUGUCGGUGGCUAGAAAUAUACUAAAGAAUCCCAAACUUCUUCCUGGCGGUGGUGCUACAGAGCUGACCGUCUCUGCUACUCUGAAGCAAAAGAGUUCAUCUAUUGAAGGCAUAGAAAAGUGGCCUUAUGAAGCUGCUGCUAUAGCUUUUGAGGCUAUACCACGUACUUUGGCUCAGAACUGUGGUGUUAAUGUGAUUCGAACAAUGACUGCCCUGCAAGGAAAACAUGCUAAUGGUGACAAUGCAUGGGUUGGCAUAGAUGGCAACACUGGUGAAAUUACUGAUAUGAAAGAGAGGAAGAUAUGGGAUUCGUAUAAUGUGAAAGCACAAACGUUCAAGACUGCAAUAGAAGCAGCUUGUAUGCUUCUAAGGAUUGAUGACAUUGUAAGCGGGAUCAAGAAGAAGCAGGCUCCAGGAGCAGGUCCUUCCAAACCCACAAUUGAAACAGAAGCAGAUGCAGAUGGUGAGCAGAUACUUCCGGACUGAUGAGAUUUGGUGACAGUCUUUGAACUUUUUACUCAAAUGCAGCAGCUAUUUGUCUUUGGGGCAAUUAACAGAAUUGUUUAGGUGGUGAGUGAAGAAUUCUUCAAAAUUUUGAGUGCUCGUCUGUUGACUGUUGUUUCGGUGUUGUUCUAUCCGAAUUCCUUCUGAAAAGGAGUUAAUUAUUUUUAUUGUGCAUUAGUGAGACAUAACUGUUAUUGUUUAGUUUAUCUUUCAGAAUGUUAUCUAGUCAAUAUAUGCAUAUUUACAAUGCAA